CGGUUUUUUGUUUGUUUGUUUUUACACUUUUAUACAUAUUCACUGACUCUGUGUUGUUAGUUAUCGAUGUUGAGGAAAAGUGAUGGAAAAGAAAAAGGGGGAAUAUUUCUGGACUUUUCGAAUGUGAGCUAAUGAACGGUUUGGCAAGCUACGCACACUUCCGGUUAAAGGUAGGACCGUCAGUUAAAAGCCGUUUUUAGGUGGAGAGUCCUGCACAGUUUGUUGUGGAAAUUGUGGUUCAGUAUUCUUCAGAAGAAAAACACGACAAACAGCCGGAAAAUCCCUCUUCACUGCCGUGUGACCAGAGGGCGUGGCUUGAGUUUGAAAUGUAGGCUGAAGCCCUCCGUGUCUGACAUCUUCUGGACUCUGUUGUGCAGGACAGUUUUCCUCCACUAAAGCAGUAGCUGCUUUGACGGUGUAAACUGAUACCAGGAACCAUGGUGAACUGCUGCUGUGGGCUGCUGACUUUGACACAAGAACCAGUUCCUCUGAAGAGCGUGGAGGUGGAGGUGGAGGUUCGAGACCAUGUGGCUACAGUGGUCUCCACUCUGAACUAUGAGAACCAAGAGGACAAUCCACUAGAGGCUGUUUUUGUUUUCCCUCUGCCUGGAGAUGCUGCUGUCUGUCAUUUCAGUGCUAAGAUUGGACAAACAGAGAUUGUAGCUGAGGUGAAGGAGAAGCAGAAGGCUCGCGAGGAGUACGAUGAUGCUUUGAGCUCCGGCCAGCAAGCCUUUCUACUGGAGGAGAGUGAGCAGAGUCCAGAUAUAUUCUCUCUGAGUGUUGGCUGUCUUCCUCCAAAAGAGAGUGCCUCAAUCAGACUGGAGUAUGUCACUGAGCUAGCUGUUCAGGCUGACGAUGGGCUGAGGUUUUGUCUUCCUGCUGUGCUCAACCCACGCUACCAACCUCAAGGGAGUGGCGAUCAAGGAGGCAGCAACAUCCGGGUGACGUCGAUUCCAGCCUCUAAGGUGCCCUACAGUCUGUCUUUCUGUGCCCGGGUGUCGUCUCCUCGUCCGGUGGUUAAAAUCGAGUCCAACUGUUCCCUCGAUCCUCUUCAGUAUCUGAACACAGAGCAAACCCAAGCCACGACCAAGCUGGCUGCUGGACACAAGUUUGACAGAGAUGUUGAAGUGCUGAUUUAUUACAAAGAUGCCCACCAGCCCACUGCUGUGGUGGAGGCUGGAGAGGCCUCUGCCAAACCUGGCACUCUGAUGGGUGAUCCAGCUGUGAUGCUGAGUCUGUACCCAGAGUUUCCCCAGUCUGUGAUGUCUUCAGUCACUUCAUGUGGAGAGUUUGUGUGCCUGCUGGAUCGAUCUGGGAGUAUGGGUGUGCAACUGAACAACAGCGAGAAUCAUCAGAGUCGCAUUGGCAGUGCCAGGGAUACUCUCCUCCUCCUGCUGAAGAGCUUACCGUUGGGCUGCUAUUUCAACAUCUAUAGUUUUGGGUCCAGCUAUGAACACAUCUUCCCGAAGAGUGUGGAGUACAGCCAAAAGACCAUGGAGGAAGCUCUGAAGAAAGUUGGAGAGAUGGGGGCUAAUCUGGGAGGAACGGAGAUCCUUCGACCACUUCAACAUAUUUACAGCCAGCCCUGCAUUCAGAAUCAACCAAGACAACUCUUUGUCUUCACCGAUGGAGAAGUGGGAAACACCAAAGAAGUCAUCGAUCUGGUGAAGAAGAAUUCACAUCUGCACAGAUGUUUCUCUUUUGGGAUCGGGGAAGGAGCCAGCUCUGCUCUCAUCAGUGGGCUGGCCAAGGAAGGAGGAGGUCAUGCUCAGUUCAUCACAGGCACCGACAGGAUGCAGCCCAAAGUGAUGCAGUCACUGCGAUAUGCUCUGCAGCCGGCCGUGAUCGACGUCUCAGUCUCCUGGGAUCUGCCGAAGAACGUGUCCGUCUCUGUCCUCUCUCCACCAAUCACAGCACUAUUUCAGGGUCAAAGGUCGCUGGUUUAUGCCCAGCUCAGUGGACAGAUUCCAGAGGCAGCAGAGGGCUCUGUGACAGUGAAGUACACACUGGCUGGUCAGCUCCUGCAGAACCAGUUUAACUUCAGCCUGAAACCUGCAGAGGACUCUGGACUAACAGUCCACAGACUGGCUGCUCGAGCUCUGAUUCGCUCCCUGGAGAUGGAAAACCGAGAGUCCAAAGACCAGCAGGAUGAAAGUGUGAAGAAGAAGGUGGUGGAGCUGAGCGUGCAGUCAGGAGUGAGCAGUGCCUUCACUGCCUUUGUCGCUGUCAACAAAGGUGAUGGUGAGGCAAUACAAGGACCUCUGGUGCGCAGAAAUGUGCCAAGAGCCAUGUACAUGGCCUCUAUGAGCAGGCAUCAUCGCCGUAGCCGUGGUCCUCCAAAGAUGCUCCAUGAAGUGCCUCGGUCUCUCCAAAUGGCAUAUAAUUCUUUCAGUGCAGAUGCAGCUCCUGGAGGUGGCAGAAGUUUCUUCUAUGAAGGCAGCACUACAAGAGAAAAAUCUAGAAAAAAGUGGAAAUUAAGUUUAAAAUGUCAAGACUCCUCAACAAAGAAAAGCAAGGAACCUGGAGUGGCAUGCUGGAUUGGAGACCUAUAUGAAUCAGGUGACUCUUUUGAUUCAGUAAGCAUGUGUAAGUCUCAGACAGAGGGUCCCCCCAUGGACCCUCUGCUCCAGCUGGUCUCCCUCCAGAAGGCAUCUGGCUGCUGGGACCUGGCUCCAGAUCUUGCUGCUGCAGUGGGCAAAACCAGUGAAGAGGUGGAGAAGCAAAAGCCUGCAUCGGUGAGCCAGGAAGUAUGGGCCACCAUUCUGUCUCUGAUCUGGCUUCAUGGUUUCAAGAUGGACUCUAAGGACGAGUGGGAGCUUCUGGCCAUGAAGGCCGUGUCAUGGCUUCAGGCGCAGAAUGUAUCAUGUGUGGAAGAGUGCGUGGAUGCCGGAAAUGCACUGUUGGGCUGUAAAGUGCAGAAAGAUGCUUUGGGUCUUUGAGGGUUUUAUUGCUGACUUAUUCUUUAAUGGGAUUGUGUUUGCACCAGUAAGUGCUGUGAACCAUAAACAUGAACUUACUUUAAAGGGAGCUGCUGCUGGUCCUUCAUGGUUUUGCUAUUGGCCUCUGGGAUAAAUAAAGUUGUCUGAAUCUGAAUUGUUUUGUUCUGUCUGCACUCCUUCCUGGGAAAUCAGACUUCAGUUUUACAACCUGAGACUUGCACAGGAAGCAAAGUAAAACGAAGGCUGAUUAUCAACCUAGCCUGAGUAUUUAAUACAGUGGAACAACACAUGAGCUCAUUAAUGAGAUAUUAGCUCUAUUUACUUUACUGUGGAUAAUUUGUUAUAAGAGGGAUAUAAAAGGACAGCACUUCAGCUUGUUUGUCUUCUAUGUGAGUUUAAUGU
Cheilinus undulatus (humphead wrasse) is the source of this 3341-nucleotide messenger RNA. Its product is annotated as von Willebrand factor A domain-containing protein 5A-like. The transcript has 21 exons. Bases 438 to 2939 code for a protein of 833 amino acids. The record is from RefSeq and is a predicted model, not a curated record. Lineage: Eukaryota; Metazoa; Chordata; Actinopteri; Labriformes; Labridae.